Molecule: messenger RNA, 4029 nt
Organism: Dicentrarchus labrax (European seabass)
Lineage: Eukaryota; Metazoa; Chordata; Actinopteri; Moronidae
Gene: nt5c1aa
Product: 5'-nucleotidase, cytosolic IAa
Exons: 7
Coding region: 477-1631 (384 amino acids)
Biological process (GO): adenosine metabolic process; nucleotide metabolic process
Cellular component (GO): cytosol; cytoplasm
Molecular function (GO): magnesium ion binding; 5'-nucleotidase activity; nucleotide binding
Source: RefSeq, a predicted model, not a curated record
CACAGAGUGGGGAAAAGAGAGAGCCACAGAGAUAGCAGCAGAUGGACCGCUGCAACACAGCCUGCAACACAGCCUGCAACACACUUACAAAGGAUAGACUGUAUGUGUGACGGUGUGUAUCCCAGAGAAUGCUUGUGAAUGGGUGAAUGUUUUUCAUGUGUUCUGGAAUUGGACGCUGUGAGCAAUAAUCCUCUUGAGGAAAAAAAGGAUACAGACAAGUGAAUAGGAAACAGAAGAGUGAACACACUUCGGUUGCUUUCACAGGGCAGACGCAAGCCCCGAUACCUACUGUAGUAAGCCUGUUAUGUUAAUGUGACAGGCUUACAGAGUAUACAUGCUACAGACUGUAACGGGACAUUUGGUUCAUUUGAGUCUGCCGAAGAACUAAACUGUGUCUUUAAAAGUAGUGAAGUGAGGGAGAGGUUGGAGGGCACCUUUGGGAGCACAGAGAGGGGGAUUCUCUAUGGUGAGGAGUGAUGAGUCUGGACCCUGUGCAGGUGAUGAGCGGACAGGUCAAGGAGCUCAAAGUUGCCCCUUCGUCCAACGGGGACAACAGAGCAUCAUGGGAAGAGAAAGAAGAGUUCGAUCAAGACCACCUGGGCCUCACCACCAAGCCGAAACCAGUGACAGGGAGACGAGCCCGGAAGGUGGAGGGAGGCAUGUUCUUCCCAAAGCCAGAGAACGCGGUGACCGUCGCUGUGUCUUCUCGGGUCAUGUUUCGGACCGAGCGGGAGCAGAAGGUGUUUGAGCAGAAAGGAGUGGAGGAGUAUCUUCGAUACCAAAUCGAACACGAGAACGAACCCUUCGCCCCGGGACCCGCUUUCCCCUUCGUCAAGGCUCUGGAGACCGUCAACGCUCGUCUGCGGGAGCUGUACCCACAAAGUGAAGAGCUGUUUGACAUUGUUUUGGUGACGUACAACCAUGCACACGUAGGAAUCCGGCUCAUCAACACCAUUAACCACCACAAUUUGUUCAUUGAGAGGUUUUGUAUGACGGGGGGAAGCAGUCCUAUUGGCUACCUGAAGGCCUGGCACACCAACCUCUACCUGUCUGCUGACGCUGACAAGGUCAGGGAGGCUCUGGCUGAAGGCAUCGCCGCAGCCACCAUGUUCAUGCCAGAGAAGCUGACAGAGGUGUCAGAGUCCCAGCUAAGGGUGGCAUUUGAUGGCGACGCCGUCCUCUUCUCUGAUGAAUCGGAGCGCAUCUUCAAGGCCCACGGGCUGGACAAGUUCUUCGAACAUGAGAGGGACAAUGAGGACACACUAUUGGAUCAUGGUCCCUUAAAGGGCUUCCUGGAGGCACUGGGGAAGCUCCAGAAGAAGUUUUACGCUAAAGGCCAGCGCCUGGACUGUCCCAUCCGAACAUACUUGGUCACAGCUCGUAGCGCAGCCAGCUCUGGGAUCCGGGCGCUGAAGACACUCAGGGCCUGGGGCUUGGAGAUUGAUGAGGCCUUGUUCCUCGCAGGAGCACCUAAGGGCCCCAUGCUGGAGAAGAUCAGGCCUCACAUCUACUUUGAUGAUCAGAUGUUUCACGUGGAGGGAGCGGCCGAGAUGGGCACCGUCGCUGCCCAUGUCCCCUACGGCAUUGCACAGAAACAUAACCCCAAACAGAAAUCCAGUGUGGGGAAGUAGCCAGCAGGCCUUUUAAGAGGCCAUAGGCACAGCUAUCCAAGAGAGGAAGGAUCGGAUGGAGAAACAUCUCAGAGAACAGCAAAGUGAAGUUGUGAGGUUUCAGAGAACUUGUACUGAAUUGUAUGUGGAAAUGUAUCAUUUCCAUACUGUCGCAAUUGUAAGAUUGUUUUAUCACAUGUGAACUGUCUCAGCUUACUAUGUUAGGAGUUAGAUUCAGGUCUGGGUAGAGGUCAAGUAGAGGUCUGGAACCUGAGAUGACCUGGAUGCCAAGUGUCCCUCAGCUUUACAUUUCAAAGCCUCAAUCUACUCAACACUUAAGUGUUUCGCCAAGUCUUGCUUUAAACAGGAAUUUCGAAGGUGCUUGAUUGCCAUGGUGACCUGCCAUUUCUCUCACUACUACUUGUCUUCAUAAAGAAGACAUCUCUUCAGUAAAUGUGGGAGGCAUCACUGAUAUUUAUAGGCCUACUGUUUAAGUAAAGCACAGAGACUACACUGUAUGUCACCAGUAAAUGAGCCAUUUAAGCGCAAUGCAGCGGUAUUAUAAGGUUAAAGAUUAUAGUGAUGUACUGUAGCACAAGAGUCAUGAUUUAAAGUUUAUGUUUCAAUCAUUUUACACAGUUUGAUUUCACAGGAAUGUAAAAUUGUUUGUUUGCAACCAUACAAAAUGUGUUGUAUAUUACUGAAUAUAUUAUCUGGUGUUAGUCCAAAACAAAUUUAGAAAGCCAUAAGUUUCAGUUGGUGCCUUAGUUUCAAUGGAGACACUAUUUUUAGCCAGUUUAGCAGUGUGGUAAGUCCAGUAUUUUGGUCCAGGGUGAAAUAUCUCCACAACUAUUGAAUGGAUUACCAUAACAUGCAGAAAUAGAAACCUAGUGAAUUUGGUGGUGAUCCCCUGACUUUUUAUGUUGCCUCGCGGGUUAAAAUUUGAACUUAAAGUUUCAGUUCAUAACAGAAUGUUAUUUGUCUAUAAAGCCUAAGUACACCUGACGCUGACGACGCACAGGGAAGACUGAUUAAAGUUGAGUGAAUUCUGACAAUUCUGUUGUGAAUUCUGACAAUUCUGUUGUGAAAUCUUCCUAAAAUAGCUGCUUGUUGUGUGGUAUAUAGCCACAUGGCUUUCUAUAAAAAAAACAGGUGAAAAUUUGUGAAACAGGUGGAAAGUUUUUUUGCCACAUUUUUAUAAAAUUCUGUUAUAGUAAUAUUGUCCAACAUACACAAUUUGCCCUUGUGCUUCGAUAAAUUAUUCAUUACUCAUCUAAAAGAAAACAGGAAUGCUUUUAGUGCUAUUUAAAACAUGGGGCAGGGGUGCACUUUGGUCUUUUGUGGGCAAUAUUAGUAUUACAACAACAACAAAUUAUCUUAGAUGAGAAAAGAAUAGACAAUUAUCCUGGCAAAACUUUGUUUGUCAUUUGAAAAAAUAAAAAUGAAGGUACUUACUAGAUUAUCUAAGCCUUUUUUAACCCCAAAAAUGGAUCACCAGAAUUUGUUUUUAUCACUUGCCUCUCGGAGCUUCUGUACUUGGCUCACUCAGGCUGAAUUUUUGCUCCACAAUGGUAAUAAGAAGAAAAGCUUUAUCUCAAUGUUGAAUCCAUCCAUGAAUCUUGCUUUCCAGUGUUUAUAAUGAGUAUUACAGCCUUAAUGGCCUUCUAUGGCUAUUGUUGUUUAAAAGCAAACCUGGUUGCUGACAUGAGGGCAUUACAGCCUCUUCACAGGGUGCUGUGGUUUCUUACCAACUGAAGUACCACAGUAACAGAGGUUUAGCAAGCAGCUAGGUUGAUUUUACUGCCCUCUCCUGUGCAUCACAGUUAGUACAAAGUCACACUCUGCUAAGGUGGCAUUGAUAGUAUGGCACUGUAAAGUUUCACCAGUUCAACUACAUCUGAAAAUCAAUACCUUGUUACAGUUACAGUAUGACUUAUGUUUGAUUGAAAAACAUAGAAUUUGUCUUUCAUCGACAAAAUGGCUGCAAUGGCCUUUUGAAAAUGUCAAUCCACUACACAUCCCUCGCCACUGCUUACAAGUCCUUGGAAAUCUUUCACCUAGUGUACAUUUAGUGAUGCUUCAUUACACCUCACCAGCCUUCUGAGGGCCUUGAAGCUCAGGAAAGUGACAAGCAAUCCACCAGUUUAAUUUCACAGCCAAAAAACACAUAAUUAAACAGAUGUGGCUUUUGGCAGACGUUGGCCCUAAAAUGAUGGCUGAGUCAUCAGAUUGUAAAGUUUCAGCAGGAUCAGUCAGAGCAGUUUGGACUUUGGGCUGACAUUUAGGUAUAGAUAAACACAGAUGAAGCAACGUUUGAACAUUUAACAACCAGUUUAUGAUGACGUUUUUGACACGGAUGAAAGAAAUGGCUUUGCAAUAAGAAAAUGUACAUGAACAAAAAAUAAAGUUGUAAAUUAUA